AUGGGAUACAACGCAGGAAGUGAUGAUACACUAAGAGACAACACAGGAAGUGGUGUAAUACUGAGAGACAACACAGGAAGUGAUGUUACACGAAGAGACAACACAGGAAGUGAUAUUACAAAGAGAGAUAAUACAGGAAAUUACAGAGGAGGUGGUGCUACAAUAGAUGAAACAGGAAGUGGUGCUACAAAAAUAGAUAAUACAGAAAGUGGUGUAACAAAAAUAGAUUAUACAGGAAGUGGUGCUAUGAUAGAUGAAACGGGAAGUGGUGCUACAAAAAUAGAUUAUAGAGGAGGUGGUGCUACAAUAGAUGAAACAGGAAGUGGUGCUACAAAAAUAGAUUAUACAGGAAGUGGUGCUACGAUAGAUGAAACAGGAAGUGGUGCUACAAAAAUAGAUUAUAGAGGAGGUGGUGCUACAAAAAUAGAUUAUACAGGAAGUGGUGCUGCAAUAGAUGAAACGGGGAAGUGGUGCUACAAAAAUAGAUUAUAG
Mizuhopecten yessoensis (Yesso scallop) is the source of this 492-nucleotide messenger RNA. RefSeq lists its product as uncharacterized. The transcript is spliced from 2 exons. NCBI's taxonomy places the organism in Eukaryota, Metazoa, Mollusca, Bivalvia, Pectinida, Pectinidae. The coding region runs from base 1 to 492 and encodes 163 amino acids. The record is from RefSeq and is a predicted model, not a curated record.